AUGAGUAAUCUCAAUAUCGGAUUAUGGAAUGCCAAUGGCCUGCAACCCAGAGCCAUUCACGAUACCCUUCAACACUGUCAAUCCUUACAUAUGCUCUUCAUUACAGAAACAUGGCUUCUCUCUCCCUCACGUCUUCUCACAUCAUGGUCACAAAUUCACUUGUAUGGUUCUCUCGUAGCUGGCACCUAUAGGGGCUCUAUGGGUGUUUCUGUUCUCAUAUCACCUCACUGUCCUUAUGCUGUCACUCAAAUACCUAUGCCCUCCAAAUAUGUUCUGGCUGUCAAAAUUGGCUCACUCAGAAUUGUAUGCUUAUAUCUUCCACCAACUAUGCCCACUCAUGAUGUCCUACAUGUACUCUCUUCCAUUCCUUUAACACAUGAUACCAUUCUUUGUGGUGACUUCAAUGCAAGACUUGGCUCUGUUACUGGUGACUAUGCAUCAAAUUCUCGUGGACUGGCACUAUGUUCUUGGAUAGAAGAGAGAUCUCUAUCAGUUGUAAAUGCAGAUCUUACGCCAUGCAUACCAACAUAUAUUUCUUUCCGCAACAACUAUGAAAUCAGCAGUAUUAUUGACCUUUUUAUAACUAAUAUGCCACUCAUCAAUCCUUCUCUUCAUAUUGCUACUGACUUGUUCCUUGGAUCAGAUCAUUGCCUUUUAUCACUUUCCUUUACCUAUGAUCUACAGCACUCUACCAAUAUGCCACCACUAUUACGCAAGACAUGGAACCUCUCACACCUCAAUGAACCUGAUGUCCAUGCUCUUUAUGCUCAUACCUUCAAUCAAAACUCGAUCUCCCUACUUUCCACCUUGCAAGACAUUGUACAGAAUCCGCCACUCACUAGACCCAACAUUGAUGCUAUCACUGAUGAGUUCAUUUCACUCAUUUAUGACUCAUUAAAUAGCUCAAUUGGACAUCGACUCUCUCACCCAAAGCAUUGGAAAUCCUUCUGGAAUGUAGCUUUGCAAACAGCAGCAAAUCGUCGUAACCAAUGUUACAAAAAAUGGCGCCUAGCAAUAGGUAUUGACAAAGUUGUUUGGUGGACUAAACACAAGCAUGCACAGGCCGAAUUCCGAUCUCACAUUCAGCAAGCAAAACGUCAGUCUUGGCAUAUCUUUUGUCAGUCUAUGGAACGUGACUUCAGCAAAGCAACAUCAAAGAUAAAUGGACAUAUACUUCCAGCAACCCAACCACUAGCACCAAUGACCACUUCUAACAGUGUGCCUUUUGCCUCUGAUGACUCUCCCUUUAUCUCACCAAUUGUAGAGGAAUUUAUGCAAUUUAUGCCUAACCGCAAGGCAUCAGGACCAGAACAUAUCAGAGCUGAAAUGCUAAAACCUUUUGCUGGCAAUGGUCAUAUGUUCCAAUCCAUUGCCACUCAUAGACGUUCUGGUACACUUGCUACAAUGGCAACCCUAAACUCUGUUGGUGCUUGUCGUUCUGGUUUUUCUCUGCUGCUCAGCUCACAAUUGUAUAAGACCUUUGUCCGCCCAAAGUUUGAAUAUGGUUUGGUGAUCUCCACUCUACUGAAACAAGAUAUCAAAGUGCUGGAAUCCAUUCAAGAUAAGUGUCUUCGCAUGAUUGUUGGGGGGCAUGCCACAUCUUCCACAACUGUGUUGAAGCACAUCUGGAAUCUGUCAAGUAUGAAGUUUCGUGCCAAUGCUCUUAUGGCCAAGUUCUGUAUAAGAUCACGCUUUUUGCCGGCCCAGUGCCUUCUGUCUCUUUUGCACCGUCAUCAUACCGUCUAUUCUUCACUUGUCUCCUUGGGAAAAACCCAUCUUCUGUCCAAUCUCCCUCCAACACUCAAACUUCGAAGCCCUAGUGCUGUAAAAAAUCAUUUUGAAAGCAUUAGAGAAGCUGGAUUUGCAACCUUUCUCCAGUCCAAUACGCAAGUUCUCAUUCAAGCAUGCCGCCCAGUUCUUGGAGUUGAUCCAAUCUUGUUUUUGCCAGCCUCACGUGUGGAACGUGGCCGUUUGAUUCGUUGGAGAAUGGGGUGGUUACCAGGCAAACCAAAGGAAUGUUCUUGUGGAUCAGAUCACACCUCACGCCGCCAUUUGUUGGAUUGCCCACUUGUUCCUGUGGCACUAUUUGAACAGUUGUCUCAACCUGACCAAGAUCAGAUACAUAGAAUUGAUUUUGCCAUCACAUCCUUGCCUUUGUCAUCUCAAGAACCACGACCUGCUUACUGGAUGCCACUGCUGACUAUUCUUUGGCACAUAGAUAUUAUAUGUAAUCCUGAUGGUGACUAUUCACAUGACUGA
This is a messenger RNA of Phycomyces blakesleeanus NRRL 1555(-), 2259 nucleotides long. RefSeq lists its product as hypothetical. Gene Ontology annotation, molecular function: catalytic activity. NCBI's taxonomy places the organism in Eukaryota, Fungi, Mucoromycota, Mucoromycetes, Mucorales, Phycomycetaceae. The coding region runs from base 1 to 2259 and encodes 752 amino acids. The transcript is spliced from 4 exons. The record is from RefSeq and is a predicted model, not a curated record.